AAAUGGAUGGCACUUGAAAGUCUCCACUAUGGAAUAUUCUCUGAAAAAUCAGAUGUGUGGUCUUAUGGUGUUUUGUGUUGGGAAGUCUUUAGUGCUGGGAAAAUACCAUACCCUGGUAUGGAUCCAAUAGGAUUAGUGGAACUAUUGGAUGGUGGGCAAAGGUUAAGCUCUCCUCAUAAUGAAGCCUGCUCAGAAGACAUUUAUUCCUUGAUGCAGCAGUGUUGGUGUGAGUCUCCUGAUGACAGGCCAUUGUUCAGUGAUUUGGUUGCAUCAGUCAAUGCUCUCAUUAUGCCAUUGGCUCCAUAUCUCAUUGUCUCCAAUGACUCAAUCUUCCAACUGAAUCAUGAUCAUAUAUAUUAUUAAAUACACUGCUUUGCCUUUAGAAUACUGCCUUGUUUGCUUUAUACUAACCUCUUUCAUUUUAUUUCAGUUUUUAAAAUUAAAUCAAUGACUCAUGCAUAUUGUGUUUGUGAAAUUAUUAUCAAAAGAG
Messenger RNA from Amphimedon queenslandica, 490 nucleotides. Its product is annotated as tyrosine-protein kinase receptor Tie-1-like. Bases 7 to 363 code for a protein of 118 amino acids. Gene Ontology annotation, biological process: cell surface receptor protein tyrosine kinase signaling pathway; positive regulation of kinase activity; multicellular organism development. NCBI's taxonomy places the organism in Eukaryota, Metazoa, Porifera, Demospongiae, Haplosclerida, Niphatidae. Gene Ontology annotation, molecular function: ATP binding; transmembrane receptor protein tyrosine kinase activity. The transcript has 3 exons. The record is from RefSeq and is a predicted model, not a curated record. Gene Ontology annotation, cellular component: plasma membrane; signaling receptor complex.